UAGAUGCGAGAGGGUAGUUUUCCGCGAAGGAUCGGCUUGCUUCUAGGCUUACUGGGCCUUUUAGCCGGAGUUGCCACCUUCAACAUCGACACAAAAAAUGUAGUGGUUCAUCACAUGGCUGGUAACUACUUUGGAUACUCACUCGAUUUUUACCAUGAGCAGAAGGGAAUGCCUGUCCUCGUUGUCGGUGCCCCUGAAGCUGAAAGCAAUAACCCAAACCUGGCUGGAAUCCGAAGACCUGGAGCAGUUUAUGCUUGCUCCGUGAACCGGGCAACAUGCCGAGAAGUCCACGUGGAUAAAAUGAAGGGAAACUUGAAGAAACUCAAUGGAUCACAUCUUGUUCCAAUUGAAGAAAAAUCACAUCAAUUCUUUGGUGCAACUGUUCGAUCAAAUGAUAAGCAUGAUAAAAUUGUGGUGUGUGCUCCAAAAUACACAUAUUUCUACUCAAAAUUCGAAGUUAUUGAGCCAGUUGGAACCUGUUUCUAUGCUGAAAAUGGAUUUGAUAAUGCGGAGGAGUUUUCAUCGUGCAAACAAGAACCUGCUCGCCACGGUCGUCAUCGUCUUGGAUACGGUCAGUGCGGAUUCUCGGCUGCAGUUCCAGGAAAGAAGAAUCAAAAUCGUGUUUUUAUUGGAGCCCCCGGUGUGUGGUAUUGGCAAGGAGCAAUGUUCUCACAGAACAUCAAAAAUCAGACAGACCGCCCGAAUACCGAGUACGGUAGCAAGGAAUACGAUCACGAUAUGAUGGGAUAUUCUACAGCAACUGGAGAUUUUGAUGGAGAUGGUAUUGAUGAUAUUGUUGCCGGAGUUCCACGUGGAAACGAUUUGCACGGAAAAUUGGUGUUAUACACGUCGAAACUGAAGAUGAUGAUCAAUUUGACUGAUGAGGUGUCAACUCAACAUGGACAAUAUUGUGGAGGAUCUGUUGCAGUUGCUGAUGUAAAUAAAGAUGGACGCGACGACAUUAUCAUGGGCUGCCCAUUCUACACAGAUUACGGUAGCGUGAAAGACGCAAAAACACAAGAAAGAAAACCACAAUACGAUGUCGGAAAGGUCAUUGUGAUGCUUCAAACUGCUCCAGGAGUCUUUGGAAAACAGAUUGCAGUUGUUGGAGAUGAUCAGUGGGGACGAUUUGGACACGCAGUCGCAGCAGCUGGAGACUUGAAUUUGGAUGGUUAUAAUGAUGUAAUUGUUGGUGCACCAUAUGCUGGAAAAAACAAACAAGGAGCUGUUUAUGUGAUCCACGGAUCCAAAGAUGGUGUUCGCGAACUACCAACUCAGAAGAUCGAAGGAGCCAAUAUUGGUCAUGGAAAUAUCAAAUCAUUUGGCUUCUCCCUUACUGGAAACGAAGAUGUUGAUGGAAAUGGAAUGCCAGACAUUGCAGUUGGAGCAUGGAAAUCUGGAAAUGCAGCUGUUUUACUCACAAAACCAGUUGUCACUGUCACGGGACAAACUGAACCAGAGAGUGCAUUGAUCAGUGUAGAAGAUAAGAAUUGCGAUGUUGAUGGAAAAUUGGGAAAACAGGCAUGCAAACAUAUUAAUACAUGUUUCAAAUAUGAAGGAAAAGGAGAUACACCAAAUGAUUUGGAAUUUGAUCUUCGAUUCAAUCUUGAUGAUCAUUCUCCUGAACCAAGAGCUUAUUUCUUGCAAAAAGAUGUGAAAUCUGACAGAAGCAUUAAAGUUGCACAAGGAUCUAAAACAAGAGACCAUCCAUCUUCAAUCGAACAACGUGUUCGUCUUGAGAAGGGACGACAAAAGUGUUUCAGACAUCGAUUCUUUGCUUCUUCCACAAUGAAAGACAAGCUCUCCCCAAUUCAUUGGUCCGUCAACUACACAUAUGUUGAAUCAAAAACCGGAAAACUUCGUGGUGAUAAGCUUGAACCAGCAAUUGACACAACUGUACCACUUUCAUUCCAAAAUAAGAUUAAUAUUGCAAAUAAUUGUGGAAAAGAUGAUCUUUGUGUUCCUGAUUUGAAGGUUACCGCUGUUGCUGAUCGUGAGAAAUUCCUUUUGGGAACUCAAGACAAUACAAUGCUUAUCAAUGUAACAGUUCAAAAUGGAGGAGAAGAUUCAUAUGAGACAAAACUUUAUUUCGAUGUUCCACAAGGAUUCGAAUACGGUGGAAUUGAAAGUGUUGGUGGAGAUGGAAGCAAGUCUGCUCCAGCUUGUUCUCCAACUUCCGAUGAACCAGAUUCGGAUGGAAAAUGGACUUUUGCAUGUGAUCUCGGCAAUCCACUUCCAGCUAACAAAGUAGUUAGUAGUGUUGUAAGAGUGACUGCUUCUUCUGAUAAACCUCCACUUGCUCCAAUCAGUAUUAAUGCUCAUGUGAACAGUAGUAAUGAUGAAGAAGCUCAUACUGUUGCUGAUAAUAAAGUCACAUUCACUAUUCCAGUUGAUUUUAAGAAUCAAUUGAGUUUGAAUGGUAGAUCAAAUCCCGAACAAGUCGAUUUCUCAAUGACGAACAAAACACGUGUAGAUGCUUUCGAUGACAAUGAAAUUGGUCCAGUUGUUUCACAUCUUUAUCAAAUCAGUAAUCGUGGUCCAUCUGAGGUUGACUCAGCUACUUUGGAUAUCUUCUGGCCAUCAUUUUCCACUGAAGGAGGUCAUCUUCUGUACAUUAUCACAGAACCAGUUGUUAAUCCACCAAAUAAAGGAAGAUGUCGGGUCAAACAACUGCAAAAUGUUAAUCCAUUGAAUUUGAGGAUAACAAAUGAGCAUGUUCCAACUGAACCACCAGUUGCCAAGACACCAAAUGAAUAUUCAAGAGAAGAAGAUGAUGAAUCAUAUGAAGAUGAAACAACAACUCAAUCCCAAUCAACACGUCAUCAAUCUACACAACAUCAAACUCAUCAUCAAUCUGGUCCAGUACAUGUAUACGAAAAAGACGAGGAGAAGAUUCGUCAGAAUACUGGAAAUUGGCAAUAUGUUGAGGAUAAAAAGAAGAAGGGAGAUUAUGAAUAUAUUCCAGACGAUCAGGAAUAUGAUGGAGAUGAUUUUGAAGAGGAAGAUGAUGAAGAUUUUGAUAGAGCUGGAAGUAAGAGAGUUAAAAGAAAUCCAACACCAAAGAAGAAGAAGAAGGGAGGAGAACACCGUGGUGAACCAAGAAGUGAUAAGGCUAGAUUCUCUGAUCUUCGUGAAGCUGUUAAACUUUCGAAGGAAGCUGGAGGAGUUGUUGAUUAUAAGGGACCACUAUCAAGAGCAUCUGUUGAUUGUAAUUCAUUGAGAUGUACACAUAUUGAAUGUGAUAUUUAUGAUCUUAAAGAAGACGAGUUUGUACUUGUGGAAAUCUUCUCUAGAUUAUACACAAACACAUUGGUUGAUGAGAAAAAUCCUGGAGGAGACAUUUCAUCGUUGGCUCUUGCUCGUGUCACAUCUACUAAAUACAAUCUUCCACAUAAGCCAACAUUGAUAACAGCAGUAUCUACAAAUAUGAAUGCAAUUGCUUCUGAAGAAGGAAGAGAUCUUCCUUGGUGGCUUUAUCUUUUGGCUAUUCUUAUUGGACUUGCCAUUUUGAUUCUUCUUAUUUUACUGCUCUGGAGGUGUGGUUUCUUCAAACGUAAUCGUCCACCAACUGAGCAUGCAGAACUCCGUGCCGACCGUCAACCAAAUGCUCAAUACGCUGAUAGUCAAUCCCGUUAUACAUCACAAGAUCAGUACAAUCAGGGACGUCACGGACAAAUGCUAUAAUAUUUUCCAUUUUUUGUUCCUUAUUCUUUACUAUUCACAUCUGCGGGUGUCUUUUUAAAAUUAUCAUUUUGGUCCCAAUUUAGUCCUCUUGUCGUGCCUUGCCCCCCAAUCUUACUUUCAUGUUCGAUCGUUUUUCGGAAUCUCCGCUCAAUUUGGUGCUUUAUAUGUUCAUAUUAUGUUUCUUUGUUUUCCAAUUAAUUACCAAUACAUUGACAUGUUUCUAGUCGAUAUUUUUGAUGUUUUUUCUUUUAUUAUCAUCAAUUUAUUAAUAAAAAUUUAAUAAAUAAA
Messenger RNA from Caenorhabditis elegans, 3972 nucleotides. RefSeq names its product Integrin alpha pat-2 (gene pat-2). Lineage: Eukaryota; Metazoa; Nematoda; Chromadorea; Rhabditida; Rhabditidae. Gene Ontology annotation, biological process: cell adhesion; animal organ development. Gene Ontology annotation, cellular component: membrane; integrin complex. The record is from RefSeq and is marked reviewed.